AUGGAUCUUCCAACAGCAAGCUUCUCCUUUGUCCUUCCAUCUGUUUACGAUGGCAACAAACUCGAAUGCCGCAUUUACCUCCCGCCCGCGCUCAAAAAUAUAGAAUCACCAACAACCUGGUCCAACCGCGGUGCCAUUGUCGCGCACCCAUACGCAACUCUAGGAGGAUGCUACGAUGAUCCAGUCGUCGAUUUCAUUGGCAGUGAGCUUAUACAAGCUGGCUGCAUCCUGGGAACCUUCAACUUUCGUGGAGCGGGUAACUCCCAAGGACGAACAAGCUGGACUGCAAAGCCCGAGCUUGGUGACUAUGUGUCGUUCUACGGGUUCAUGUUGCAAUAUCUGCACUUUCUCAAGCUCGUAUUGGCCUCGAGGGAACAAGUCGACCCUUCAAAGCCUCAAAAAGCCAUCGACGGAGUAGGAAAUAGCUCAGAUAUUUGUCUUAUCCUCGGUGGAUAUUCAUAUGGGUCUUUGAUUGCGUCACAUGUACCGACCCUUGAUACCAUGCUCGGCCUUUUCCAAUUCACGCCAACGACAACCUCUACAAAUAGGGCCACACCCAUACACGAGAUUAGGAACACAGCAAAACGGAUAGCCGCAUUGUCCCUGGAGAGACUUCAAAUAAGUCACAGUCUGGCCGACGAUCCAGACCUCGGUGCAUUGACGACAUCUAUCUCCUAUCUUCUCGUGUCUCCGCUCUUGCCCCCGAUUAGCCAAUUCCUGACAGCAUUCUCGACUUUAUCGCUGAAUCUCAAAACAGAGACCCCUAACGGCCCCCACAUCCCCUGCCCGCGUCCAGCAGAUCAGCAGAGCACGCAUAAUACUCUGGCACUGUUUGGGGACCAGGAUACCUUCACAUCUACUGGGAAACUGCAGAGAUGGUCAGAUAAAAUGGUGAAUAUGGAACGCAGUAAGUUCCAGUUUCGGAUGAUUGAUGGCGCGGGCCACUUCUGGCGUGAGAAUGGAGUCGAGGUGCGAGCAAGACAUGCACUGAAAGAGUGGCUCUGUCAGAUAUGA
Molecule: messenger RNA, 1014 nt
Organism: Penicillium roqueforti
Lineage: Eukaryota; Fungi; Ascomycota; Eurotiomycetes; Eurotiales; Aspergillaceae
Exons: 2
Coding region: 1-1014 (337 amino acids)
Source: RefSeq, a predicted model, not a curated record